CGCAGAGAUGCGCCUGCUCCCCAGCAUGGGCACCAUCGCCGAGUCCCCCGGGACCCCCGCCCGCCGCCUCGUCAAGAUCGCCGUGGUGGGAGCCAGCGGGGUCGGCAAGACCGCGUUGGUGGUAAGGUUUCUCACCAAGCGGUUCAUCGGCGACUACGAGAGAAACGCAGGUAAUCUGUACAGCAGGCAGGUUCAAAUAGAGGGAGAGACGCUGGCUAUUCAAGUGCAGGACACCCCAGGAGUCCAGCUUCACGACGGGCAGGGCCCGGGCCGGAACGAGCAGCUGAACCGGUGCAUCCGCUGGGCCGACGCCGUCGUGAUCGUCUUCUCCAUCACGGACCACCAGAGCUACGAGCUGAUCGGCCAGCUCCACCAGCGCGUCCGCCAGCUGCGGCCGGGGGGCCGGCUGCCCGUGGUGGUGGUGGCCAACAAGGCCGACCUGCUGCACGCCAGGCAGGUGGAGCCGCAGCGCGGCCUGCAGCUGGCCGCCGUGCUGGGCUGCCCCUUCCGCGAGGUGUCGGUCAGCGAGAACUACCACGACGUGUACGACGCCUUCCACGCCCUGUGCGGAGAAGUGAGCCGCCAGCAGCAGCAACAGCGGGCGGGCGGGGCUCCUGAAAAGCGCCGGUCCUCCCUCCUGCCCAGGCCCAAGUCUCCCAACAUGCGGGACCUGAAGCGGAGGCUGAAGCGAGCCCUGUCCGCCAAAGUGAGAACGGGUCCGGCCGUCUGAAAACGGAACUCGAGGAGGCCGUGCGCCAUCGGAGCCGGGCACGCCCCGCCCGCGGCGGCGGGGGUCGGAGAACGGGGCCGGGGCCCUCCGUGGGACUCCCGCAGGCGGGGCGGCUCGCUCGGCGGCAGAAGGAAGCGCCUCCGGCCGGACGAGAGCCGGUCCGGAGCGCGGGACCAAGCGCGAGGGUGGGGGUCUCCUCCGGGGUGGCCGCCCGAGCCCCGGUCGGAGCGGAGGGGCCGGGCUGGCCCGCCCUUUGGAGGAGACGAGGCCGGCAGCAAGGGGGAGGCGUCUGUGCCUCCCCCCGCGUUAGAAGCCCCGUCCGCGGACACGAGCGUGGAGGGCUCCGCCCUCGCGGGGGCAACGUUUGAGACGGGUGGGGGAGCCCCCCGGGUGCCUUCCUUGGGCAUGAGGUGGGGUCACCCCCGGGUCUGGGUCCCCGCUGCACCGCGUGGGCACAGGAGGCAGCACGGAGGCCGCCGCCCGGGGCUCACGGGGGUCGGGCCGCGGCCGCACGAGGAACCUCUUUCCGUUUCGGCGGCCGCGGAGAAGCCGGGGUGGGCGUGAGCGCGUUUUGGGCGUGACGGUGUCGGCGGUGAGCGCGACGGGGUGGCGGGGCGCUCGGCAGAGCCAGGGCCGGCGGAGCGGCUCCGGAGCGCGGAAGCGGUCCCGAGCCCCCGCCCCUUUCCCCGGGUGCACCUUAAGGAGCCGCUUUUGCUCAAACUGUUGCUUAUUUAUUUUCUGUUCAAUAAAUGUGGUCUGGCAGCAUGG
Messenger RNA from Ornithorhynchus anatinus (platypus), 1498 nucleotides. RefSeq names its product RAS like family 11 member B (gene RASL11B). The transcript is spliced from 4 exons. The record is from RefSeq and is a predicted model, not a curated record. Lineage: Eukaryota; Metazoa; Chordata; Mammalia; Monotremata; Ornithorhynchidae. Gene Ontology annotation, molecular function: GTPase activity; GTP binding. The coding region runs from base 8 to 730 and encodes 240 amino acids.